AGAUCCUAUCUUCUCAUAUAGAGCUAGUAUUGUACAGGUAUACAUAGAUCCUAUCUUCUCAUAUAGAGCUAGUCUUGUACAGUUUGCCGGACCUGCUAGAUACCGACCUGCUCCCUGUAGUAUAGAUGACCUGCCUCCUUUGUCUGCUGUAGUAAUCUCCCAUAAUCACUACGACCACCUUGACCUGAACAGUGUACGGGAUAUUGCCAAGAAGCAACCAGAUUGCGAGUUCUUUGUUCCCAAAGGAAUGAAAAGUUGGAUGAGAACCAAUACUGGUGUAUCGGAGAAUAAUGUAUUUGAGAUGGAUUGGUGGGAAGAAAGAAAGCUUUCUAACUCCGAUGUGAAGAUUGUAUUUACCCCGGCAAAUCAUUGGUGUAAGAGAUCAGUCAGUGAUGAUAACACUGUACUGUGGGGAUCCUGGUCUGUGAUUGGUCCAAACAACUCAUUCUGGUUUGGAGGGGAUACUGCAUAUUCAGAAGCAUUCAAACAAAUAGGAGAAAAAUAUGGCCCGUUCAGCAUGGCAGCUAUACCUAUAGGUGCCUACCAACCAAACUGGUUUAUGAAAUAUCAACAUGUACAUCCAGGAGAGGCAGUGGAAAUACACAAAGAUGUUAAAAGCCAAAAAUCCCUUGGUAUACACUGGGGUACCUUCAAGCUGACUGUUGAGAACUACCUGGAGCCUCCUAAACUACUUGACACCUACCUGAACAACAACAAUAUUCCUACAGAUGACUUUGUUACGGUCAAUAUCGGUGGAUCAGUGGAACCAUAGUUCUUCUACCAUGACACUUUCUUCAAUGUUUCAAAUACUCAGUCAUUAUUUCUUACUUUCACUAUUAUUGCGAAGCACAACGUCACUUUGAUGAAAUUUUCGGGAUUUUUUUACUGUGAUUGACUACGAAUAUUAUUGAUUAUUGCAUCUUAAUAACUUAAAACUUUUACCUUUCCUUGGACUUAUGUAAUUAUUGAUUGAAAAUUUGCACAAAAUUAGAAUAAGAAAAUAUGAUUAAUUGAUUAAUGUUUUUUAACGAGUAUUUACUGAUUAUUUAACUUAAGAAACAUAUAAUGCAAAGUAAGAUUUAGUUAAUAUUUAAAAAGUAGGUGGUUAAUAAUUAAUUAUUGUGACAUUUGAUCUACCUAGAAA
Messenger RNA from Eurytemora carolleeae, 1144 nucleotides. Its product is annotated as N-acyl-phosphatidylethanolamine-hydrolyzing phospholipase D. Gene Ontology annotation, cellular component: cytoplasm; membrane-bounded organelle. NCBI's taxonomy places the organism in Eukaryota, Metazoa, Arthropoda, Copepoda, Calanoida, Temoridae. The transcript is spliced from 8 exons. The record is from RefSeq and is a predicted model, not a curated record. Gene Ontology annotation, biological process: N-acylphosphatidylethanolamine metabolic process; N-acylethanolamine metabolic process. Gene Ontology annotation, molecular function: N-acylphosphatidylethanolamine-specific phospholipase D activity. The coding region runs from base 248 to 772 and encodes 174 amino acids.